Messenger RNA from Metschnikowia bicuspidata var. bicuspidata NRRL YB-4993, 1668 nucleotides. RefSeq lists its product as uncharacterized. The transcript has a single exon. The record is from RefSeq and is a predicted model, not a curated record. Bases 1 to 1668 code for a protein of 555 amino acids. Lineage: Eukaryota; Fungi; Ascomycota; Pichiomycetes; Serinales; Metschnikowiaceae.
AUGCAUGCUCGUGCUCUGAUAUCGGAAUGCGGACUGUUCAUCGCCGUGCCCUCGGGCCAUGAGUUGCACGUCCAUAGCCUCCAGUCUCCGGACUCCCCCCUCCACUACGAUCUCUCCAAGAUCUUCUUUCGCCACAGAAAGCUCCCCCGCUGGGCGCUGUACAAACCCCGCAUAUCCAUCUCGAUUAUCCAGUGGGAGCACGUGGCCUCAGCGCCGUCCACAAAAGUCGCCGUCUGUGCCUCCGACGACGCCCUCCACCUAGUACUCAUUUUCAGCUUGGCAGAACCAUGGCCUGCCAUCAUCGAGGCGGACGCCUUUGGGGUCGAGCGGCUCCAGUGGCUCCCGUUGCUUCUGCGUGAGACAAGCGCGUACAAAAACAGCACGCUCUUGGCCGUGUUCACCAAGCACGGCUUGGAGCUCAGGCUUUAUUCGCUCAUGCACACACACGUGCUAGUCACAGUCCCCAAGCCUGUGAUUGGCGAGGUGUUUGUCCGGCCAGACAGCACGGGCGUGUGGUCGGUCGUUUCCUCGGCAUACUACGAAAAGAACUCGCGCCAGAAAGCCAUCCGAGAUGACCCCUCGGCGCUCUGGCCGACCUUGUUGCACUUUCACACAGACGGCGUGCUGUGCUCGCUCCUUGCAUCUUUGAAACUCGACUUCGACCCGAGUCCCGCCGCCGCGUUCUCGUGGUCAAUGUCGGGGAAAUGGCUCCUGUACUUCGACACGGCGCACUCGCUUGAUGCCCACAAACUAUUGGUCUUCAACGCGUUGGGGGUCCACGAUAAGGCCAUUGAAGACAUCACUUGCCAUGUGCUACAGACUACUCGUACGCUCAGCUACGAGCCCGAGUCAACCGAGUCACGUAUGGCGGGUCUCUUCCCACAAGCGCUCUGGGGACGCGUGAAACACAUUGAUUAUAUCGUGGUGGUCCCAACACACACCAUUUUGACUUUACGGCUACGCGUCAGCGACGUUUUGAACAUGUUCAAGUCACAAAUACACGAACUAGACUUGCGCUCUGGGAUAAUCUGGACCCGCGCACAAAGCGGGCCCAAAAUGCAAUACAAGAGGGACAGUACUCUUCCCACAUCUUUGCCGCAUAAUUGGUCCAAGAUCCGCACGUUUGGUUCAAGCCACUUGAUUGCCACAGACAACUGUGUCGUUCUUUUUAGGCCACUGUUCGAUAAGGUGCUACGAUUUGACAUCGUGGCAACUAUCGUCGUCAACCUGGCCCUCCUUGAAGCCAAAGAGCUACACAACGGCAGCCAUCUUUUGGUUUUCAAUGACCAUGUCGCUCUACGGACUCCAGCUGGCAUGGAGAGCUUAUCAUCGAGCACCACGGAGUUUACAGAGGUCAAAGUGAAUGAAGAAAAUGAAGGUUUGACAAUCUCGCUUGUGGAAACAGGCGCAAAUAAUUCAGCUUGGAGACAGCUCAAAUACAAGUUCAGCAGCAACAGAAAUUCCGCUCAGGAAACAGACUCUUCAGAAAUCGCAAUGAAGGAGGUCGGACUCAACACAGGUCCCCCUUUCUUCAAUGCAACAAAGGAUGCAGGCAGCAUAUUGCAUAGGUUUGUGAAAGAUCUUCAGCCAGGCCAGUUCUCGGACUCAUCUGGCCCCGCAGAAGAGAUUACAGACACGUUCCAAACCCAAAAGAGGAGAAGGCUUUGA